This is a messenger RNA of Hydatigera taeniaeformis, 426 nucleotides long. The record is from the annotation of a GenBank genome assembly. Lineage: Eukaryota; Metazoa; Platyhelminthes; Cestoda; Cyclophyllidea; Taeniidae.
AAUCUUGACGAUACUCGCCGCGAACCCUCAAAUCCGAUUUUGAAUACCACUUUAAUGGCGGCCCCAACUCAGGUUCUCCACUCUUCCAAUCGUGAGGCUUCGAGGACUCAGCUAACUGCGCGUUCGGUUCUCUUCUCUUGUCUGAGUGGUGGAAAUGUCGACAACUUCUUCCGCAACCCGCCUCCUGCCCAGGAGCCUGAGAGCCUGUGUGAUGACUCCCAAGCGGAUGAUUCGGCAGGAGACUGUGUUGAUGUCGUUGAUGGGGGCAGCAGCAACACUACGACCUGUGGUCGGCUCAUUGCUCCUCGCACCAAUGUCAAAGUGGCUGCCACCUCAGGUUGGUGCAGGGCCGACGAUAUGUGUGAGCCAACACCUGGACCAUCUAGUCCCACUCUCCUCGUUGCCGAUUCGGAUGAAGAAACCUGA